Messenger RNA from Triticum turgidum subsp. durum (durum wheat), 519 nucleotides. The record is from the annotation of a GenBank genome assembly. Lineage: Eukaryota; Viridiplantae; Streptophyta; Magnoliopsida; Poales; Poaceae.
AUGGGCGCCUACAGGUUCGCGUCGGAGCUAUGGAAGAGGAAACAGCCGGACCUGACGAGGCUCGUGCAGCGGCCGGCGACCGUGCGCCGUCUCGGCACCGGGGCCAAGCAGCUUCACAAGCCUAUUGAGGAGACCAAGGAAGGUAUAUACCCAAGUAGGAUGCACUCCCAGAACCUGCCUGCCAAGAUACGCAUAGCGAUGAAAUCUUUCAAUAACCAAAAUCACAAUCUGAAGGGGCUUGAGCCUUACACGCACAAGAUUGGGUUGCCUGAAUCACGAGCCUUAUACACCGUGUUACGAUCACCUCAUAUUGAUAAGAAAUCCAGGGAGCAAUUCUCAACGCACGUGAAGAAAUUAUUUGUGGUUAAAAAGGCAGAGACACAUGAGCUGGCUAAGAAGUUCUUUUGGUUAAAACGGCUUCGUGUACUGGGGGCUCAAUAUGAAGUCAAUAUUAGUUUCAAGACGCGCUUGGAUAAAAUGAUUGGCUGCAGCAAAGGUGGUGGCCUGCUUAGACUGUAG